AUGAGGCAACCAGAAGAGAUUAGGAAACGAAAACUCAAGGCAAGACCCGUGCCCUGCAUCGCCAUCCCCACCAGAGCCUUUCCCCUCCCCGUCCCUCCCCCUCUCGCCGUCCCGCUCCCACCUCCCCCCUCCGCCUCCGCCUCCUCCUCAUCCCCCUCUCUCCCUCUCUCUUCUUCUCUCUCCUCAUUCCCUCUCUCUGCAAUAGCAAAUGACAAUAAUACUCCUCGUCACUCUGACCUCGUCCGCCUGCGCUUCUUGGGCAGCGGCGCCUCCGGCAAUGUGCACCUCGUGCGCCACCUCCCCUCCUCCCAGCUCUUCGCCCUCAAGACGCUGCCCCUCUCCCUACAGGACGACGCCGCGCGUCACAAUCUCCAACGCGAGAUUCAGAUCCUCUGCCAAGCCCAUCACCCCCACGUAGUACGAUGCCACGGCCUCUACGAAAUCAACGCCGAGGCUCAAAUCCUCCUUGAGUUCAUGGACGGUGGAUCCCUCAGCUCCAAGAUACUCAACGAAACCCAGAUCGCCCUUGUUUUUCGUCAAGUUUUGCUUGGCCUCGAGUACCUACACAAGCGGCGUAUCGUGCAUCGAGAUCUUAAGCCCGCUAAUCUCCUGAUCAACUCACUUGAUCAAGUGAAGAUCGCGGAUUUUGGGGUUAGCCGAAUUUUAAGCAGGACCAUUGAUCCUUGCAAUUCAUCGGUUGGAACCAUCGCUUACAUGAGUCCAGAGAGAAUUGACACGGAUCGCAACCAGGGGGGUUACGAUGGAUACGCAGGUGAUGUAUGGGGAGUUGGGGUCAGUGCUUUGGAGAUGUUUAUGGGGAGAUACCCGUUUUUGCCCCCCGGUAAAAGGCCCGAUUUCGGGACUUUAAUAUGGGCCAUAUGCGGGGAUGAGGCACCUGCUAUGCUUAUUCCCCAAGAGGCAACACCGCAAUUCAGGAGCUUUCUUGAGGCUUGUUUGCAGAAGGAUGCGAGGAAAAGGCCCACGGUUUCACACUUGUUAUCUCACCAAUUUGUGGCUCCACGAUAG
This is a messenger RNA of Amborella trichopoda, 1026 nucleotides long. RefSeq names its product mitogen-activated protein kinase kinase 4. The record is from RefSeq and is a predicted model, not a curated record. Gene Ontology annotation, biological process: protein phosphorylation. NCBI's taxonomy places the organism in Eukaryota, Viridiplantae, Streptophyta, Magnoliopsida, Amborellales, Amborellaceae. Gene Ontology annotation, cellular component: cytoplasm. Gene Ontology annotation, molecular function: protein serine/threonine kinase activity; ATP binding.